AAUUCGACUGUUGAAAGUUCAAGUCGUAAUUUGGCAAAGAACACAACAAAAAGUACGACGAAAAAUAACACGACUAACAACUCUUCGAUGACAACAAGAGACAAAACCGCUGCUGAGAAACAGAUGGAUAAGAAGAUGGACGAGUUUAGAAAGGAAGUUGCGAUGUUGGCCAAAUUUGUGAGUCCAUAUCUCAUAAGAUUCUAUGGAGCGUGUUUCAUCCCAAAUCGGAUAUGUAUGGUCACUGAAUUGGCAAAAUAUGGCAGUCUGCAAGACAUGAUGAAACAUAAAAAGUCUGGCGAAAUUGUCAUGAAAAUGCGAAUCAAACUGAUGUUGGACACGGCUAAGGGAAUUCAGUAUUUACACGCAAAUAACACUCUUCACAGAGACAUCAAGUCAGACAACACACUUGUAACUUCACUUGAUUUUAACGACGAAGUUAAUGGAAAAUUGACUGAUUUUGGAGCGUCAAGAAACGUCAACAGUCUGUGUGAUAACAUGAUGUACACGAAAGGUAUUGGUACACCAAAGUUUAUGGCACCUGAAAUCACAAAUGUCGAGAAGUAUACACUUUCAGCAGACGUGUACUCAUUUGCGAUUACUGUUUUGGAAUGUUUGACAUGGAAAGACCCGUUUGAUGAAAAGCUAUUUCCAUACAGUUGGGAUAUCACCAAUUUGAUUUCCAAAGGAGAACGACCGGCAAUUGAAUUGGGAGAUAAAGAACAGAAAGCUUUAAUUGAAGAAAUGUGGAAACAAGACCCCAGAGAGAGACCUGAUAUGGAUAGAGUAGUAGAUAAACUCAACAAAAUAUAUCAAACAAAUAAUUGA
Entamoeba invadens IP1 is the source of this 825-nucleotide messenger RNA. Its product is annotated as protein kinase domain containing protein. The transcript has a single exon. The record is from RefSeq and is a predicted model, not a curated record. Gene Ontology annotation, biological process: protein phosphorylation. NCBI's taxonomy places the organism in Eukaryota, Evosea, Mastigamoebida, Endamoebidae. The annotation marks the transcript as partial. Gene Ontology annotation, molecular function: ATP binding; protein kinase activity.